AUGAAGUCUUYCGCAGUCACCUCCCUCCUUCUCUCAGGCGCCAUCGCCUUCCCGUUCGUCAUGGACGUGGAAGGUGUUGACAGCCGCCUCAUCCAAAGCGAGCGUCAGCGCGUCCGCAGACAGCAGGCUGGCACCGGUGCCGGCAGCGCCGCGAACUGCCCGUUCAACCCCAACCACCAGCCCGCAAACCCCGUCACUGCUCAAUUCCCGUACAAUAACGCCAAGGACGGCAAGAAGGGAGACGAAAGGGGAGGUUUCCUUGUACCAGAACCAAAGGAUGCACUCCACGCCUUCAAGGCCCCCGACUACUCUAAGGACAUUCGUGGUCCUUGCCCCGGCCUGAACGUCGCAGCCAACCACCAGUUCUUGGCUCAUGAUGGCAUCACGACCUUCAAUGAGCUCGUAGACGCCCAGCAGAACCUCUACAACGUUGGGUACGACUUGGCUGUCCUCCUGGGCAUCCUUGGUCUCACCGUCACCGAUGGUGAUAUUGUCACUGAGAAGCUUUCUAUUGGAUGUGACGCCACCAGCCGCACAUCCUUCAGCCCAGCGCUUACUGGCACUGAGCCAGGCCUUGACGGCCACGACAAGUUUGAAGCAGACAGUUCGUUGACUCGUAACGACUACUUCACUCACGGAGGUGACAACUUCCGCUUCAACGGCACUCUUUUCGGCAUGAUGACCGAAACUACUGGCGGCCUAUAUGACCUGCAGGGUUUGGCCAAGUACCGCGAAGAGCGUUACCACCAGUCUCAGGCAGAGAACCCCAACUUCUACUUUGGCCCAUUCUCCCUGCUGCUCUAUGGCGCUGCUUCUUUCUUGUAUGCGCUCAUGCCAUCCGGCCCAGACUACACCCCUGACGUCGCCACUAUCUCCUCGUUCUUCGGAACCGUGAAGGGUAGCGACGGCAAGUGGAAGUUCACCGGUGAAGAGAAGAUUCCAGCCAACUGGACCAACCGCGUCAAGCCUUACUCCAUCAAGGAUGUCGGUAGAGAGAUUUUCGCGAUGUACAGUCUUCACCCCGUACCAUUCGGUGGCAACACCGCCAACGGCACCUUUGAUGUCAUCGACUUCGGCAAGACGAUCCAGGAUGGUAAGCUCUCUGGUGGUGUUGACCCCAAGGUCGGUGCCUGCCUGCUCUACCAGCUCGCCACUGAGCGUGUUCCAUCUACCCUCAACGGUGUUGUCACCCCAACUGUUGAGGCUCUCAGCUUCGUUGCCAGCAAGCUUUCCAUGACCGACUUCAGCAACCUCGGAUGCCCAGAGCCCCAGACCUAA
Messenger RNA from Ramularia collo-cygni, 1278 nucleotides. RefSeq lists its product as uncharacterized. Gene Ontology annotation, molecular function: peroxidase activity. The record is from RefSeq and is a predicted model, not a curated record. Lineage: Eukaryota; Fungi; Ascomycota; Dothideomycetes; Mycosphaerellales; Mycosphaerellaceae. The transcript has 3 exons. The coding region runs from base 1 to 1278 and encodes 425 amino acids.